Drosophila grimshawi is the source of this 1105-nucleotide messenger RNA. RefSeq names its product sepiapterin reductase-like. Gene Ontology annotation, biological process: tetrahydrobiopterin biosynthetic process. The coding region runs from base 133 to 939 and encodes 268 amino acids. The transcript has a single exon. NCBI's taxonomy places the organism in Eukaryota, Metazoa, Arthropoda, Insecta, Diptera, Drosophilidae. Gene Ontology annotation, molecular function: sepiapterin reductase (NADP+) activity. The record is from RefSeq and is a predicted model, not a curated record.
UCUACCAUUUAAUAAGUAGCGCUUGCCAUAGUUCAGUUGUACAACAGCAAGUGUUCGUAAUACAAGCAUCAGCAAGAAACUUCUACAAUCUACAAUCUACGUAAUUCGACAUUCUCAGGACUUAAGCGAAAAAUGGCGGCAAAAAAAGUGAACUUAAAUGCACGCACCUUCCUGGUGUUAAGCGGCAGCUCGAAUCCGCUUGGCCAGAUGCUCGCCCAGGAGAUGUGCGGCCGCCUGGCAACGGGCUCGAUGGCGCUAAUUCUGGACGAGAAUCGGGCGCAAUUGGAAUUGUUGGAAAAGCUGUUGAAGCAACAAUUGAAACCAAAUUCGGUGCAAAUAUUCACUGGUCUUUUGAAUGCGGACCAUAGCAAUGGCGCCCACCUGCUGGAGCAAUCCUUGCAAGGCCGUCAUCGUAAUGACUUCGAACGUGCCAUUAUCGUGCACAAUGAAGGCGAUGCCGCCACCCAUAUAUUGAUGGAGCCACAGACGGAAUUGGCUUGGACCGAUUAUGUGCAGCGUCACCUUUACGCGCCGGUGGCACUUAAUCAACACUUUUUGAAUUCCGAAGCCUUAACGGGCAUUGAGAAGCUGGUGGUCAAUGUGACUUCGUCGUUGCAAGUGCGUCCGCUGGUGUACAACACGCUGCUCUGCUCGUGCAAGCGAGCUCGUGACAUGUACUUCCGUUCCAUGGCCUCGGAAGAGGCGCUCGCCGAUGUCCAUGUGUUGAGCUAUGGGCCUGGUCUGUUUGAUACUCAUCAAACCCAGUGCGGUAUCAAUGGCAAUUAUCUGAUACCGGAGGAACUAUUGAUGGUAUCACAGGACCAGAUAAUGCUACGCGUCCAGCCACUGCAGUCAACACUGAAACUGAUCAACAUUCUGGAGAAGAUCGCCUUUGUAUCCGGUCAUGAUGUGGACUAUUACGACACUUUCAACUUAUGAGUAGCAAUGCAGUCGUGGUCUCUGCAUCCAGACCCACUCCCCGAUUGGAUCUGGUUCGCAGAAACGCACGUUAACAUGACGAAUGAUAUUAACCAAUCUGUGCCUAUGAAAACGGACUUAAAUAAAUUUUGGCUGUUAUGGCAACAAAACAUCCGAAAAGCAAAAA